AUUAAUAAAUAUAAAUGGGAAAUGGAUAAUGUUGUAAAAGAAUUGAAAGAGUAGAAACUUUAGAAGUUGAUAAUACUCCUCCAAAAAAUACUAAGAAUGCCUCACCUUUAGAUGAGCCAUAAUAAAUGGUCUCAUUUUCUGAUUCAGAUGAAGAAUAUCAACCACAAAAAUAACAAUAGUUUGGAGUUUUCAAAGAAAGAUAAAAAACUUCUUAAUUAUCAACUGGAUAAUAAUAUUCUUUUUAAACUCUUCCAUCUGAAUAAUAAUUCUCAAACUUUAUUACUUUUCAAGCUAUUCCAUCACAGUAAGGAAUUCAUAAUAAUGUAUUCUCCAAAUUUCAAAAAGAGAUGAAAGACUUUGCAACGAAUUAAACCAAAAACUAAAAGAACUUUUAAAAAUAAUGAAUCAAUC
Molecule: messenger RNA, 411 nt
Organism: Paramecium sonneborni
Lineage: Eukaryota; Ciliophora; Oligohymenophorea; Peniculida; Parameciidae
Source: the annotation of a GenBank genome assembly